AUCACAGGUGCAGAGUUUGAGUUCCCAAGCAAGAGUAAUAACAUAUCAUUCACAAGUUUAGUCCACAUCAAAUUACUUGUACAUCAAUUCGUACUUUAAUUUUCCUUUAACCUAAUUUGCAAUGGAUUACAGUGAAUUUCUGGCUCUUAACCAAACUCUCAACCAGCCAGUAUCAAGUUUUCCGCUGGAAAGCAAUUUAAAUGACUUGCAAGAACGAACAACAACCAACCCUACUCAAAAAACAAUGUUUAAUGUAUUUAAAACGCUUUACCCGAGUGAAGAAACUAUCUUAGGUUAUCUUGGGAAUGACCAGUCAACUUGCAAUAACUUGUCGAAUCCAUCGAACCCCUCAAUGGAUCAGUACCAUCUAACCCAGUCAAAUUACAACAAUCAACCAUUAUGGUCUAACGACAGCUUCUCUCAAUUUUCUCUGCAAACCAAUCUUCUCUCAUCUAACCUGGAUUCCAGGGAAACAAGUCAUACCUUGCCUGGUGUUAACAGUUUUUAUCCACCUGCAACAUCGUCCAGCUACUCGAUAUCACAUUCAUCGCCUAAUUUCGCCUUCAUGAAUGCACAAUAUUCGCAAGCGUAUCAACUAUCUCAACGCAGAAAUUAUCAAGUCAAUCAAAGAAUCGUCUUCCUUGACAGCCUUGGGUAUAAACCAUUUUUACAAUUGAACACAAACAACAGUGAAACUGACGAGCCUUGGAAUACAAAUGUGUCCAAGAAACUGCUCUCUAUCCUCUAUUCAUCGUUAAACUUAAAGACGGAAUAUUUAUCAAACCAAAUUGCACUCGAUCAAUUUGAAUCUCUUUCUUUAUCUGAAGGUUUAGCAGCUUUUCAAGGGAAACGAAAACUAAAAAUGAUGACAUUUCUUCCAGAAAGAGGCCGUUUGACUCCGUUUCCAAAUUUACUUGCUUUAAAUUGCCUUCAACUCAAAAGUUUUCGUAAACUUCAAAAUAUUGACAAGAUUACUCUUCUUUCAAAUGCAUAUUUUGACCUUCUUUUAAUUAAAGGUGUAUUUAAUUACAUUCAUACUGUUGAUGGUUGGAAGUGUGAAGAAUCGGGAAUGUAUUAUCAAAGACUGGACAUUUUUUACUUGCAUCGAGCUUUGCACCAAGCAAUGAGCCACAUCAUUGAAACCUUGCCAGAUCGCUGGAGGCAAGAUCUAACCGUAAUUAUUCUCACUUAUUUAAUCACCAUUUUUAAUCCAGACUUGCGAGAGUUGAAAUUUGCCAGCUCAGUCAGGUAUCAACAAUACAGUUACAUUUAUUUGCUUAAACGUUAUUUGAGGACAGUUUGUGCAUCGGACUGUGAUGCUGCAGACCAUCUUUACAGGUUAAUGGUUAAAAUUGAAGAGACUCGAAAAUGCAGGAAAUGCGUAAUGGAAUUACUUUCAGCACUUGACAAGAAUUUCAAUACACUCUUACAGAAUCGAAUAUCGAAUCUAACCAAUUUUGGUUCAUGCUGAGUGAAACUAAAGUUAGUUUUAACUUGAGAUUGCCUUUAAAGCCCAGUUGGAAGCCGAUACAUGUUCAUGGUUGUCGUUGACUGUGAUAUACCAAAUGAUGAAUCUCAUCGCAAACUGGAUUUAACUAACUCCAUUACCGCCACAAAAUUACCAACUUUUCAGCUCUCUUCUGCACAAACACGCACUUUGAUCACAAUGUGUGUGAAACAGAAACUUUUAAUUUUCUUCUAAUAAAAACAAUGUUACAA
Messenger RNA from Tetranychus urticae (two-spotted spider mite), 1719 nucleotides. RefSeq lists its product as uncharacterized. Gene Ontology annotation, molecular function: RNA polymerase II cis-regulatory region sequence-specific DNA binding; nuclear receptor activity. The record is from RefSeq and is a predicted model, not a curated record. Gene Ontology annotation, biological process: negative regulation of transcription by RNA polymerase II; positive regulation of transcription by RNA polymerase II; cell differentiation. NCBI's taxonomy places the organism in Eukaryota, Metazoa, Arthropoda, Arachnida, Trombidiformes, Tetranychidae.